This is a messenger RNA of Periophthalmus magnuspinnatus, 4109 nucleotides long. It is a transcript of the gene adrb3a, whose product is annotated as adrenoceptor beta 3a. Gene Ontology annotation, molecular function: norepinephrine binding; epinephrine binding; beta3-adrenergic receptor activity. Bases 484 to 1809 code for a protein of 441 amino acids. Gene Ontology annotation, cellular component: membrane. The record is from RefSeq and is a predicted model, not a curated record. Gene Ontology annotation, biological process: norepinephrine-epinephrine-mediated vasodilation involved in regulation of systemic arterial blood pressure; adenylate cyclase-activating adrenergic receptor signaling pathway. Lineage: Eukaryota; Metazoa; Chordata; Actinopteri; Gobiiformes; Gobiidae. The transcript is spliced from 2 exons.
GAGAGAGAGAGAGAGAGAGAGAGAGAGAGAGGGCAGUUCUCUGGCGUGCACUCUUGUUGUUCUUGCUAUAGCGUCACUGUUGCUUGAUCUCUGGCAGUCCAGCUGUGUUAGAGGGGCUAUUGCACCAGUCAGUGAAAAGAUACACUAACCCCUGGACGUACACAAAUGGACAAAAGUUGGAUUUUUCUCUACAAAACUUUUUUUCUCUUUCUUUUGGGAUUUCUUUUUUCACAGGGUCCAUUGAAGUCUAUGAUCACAGAUUGCUCCAGGGCUGUGGAUAGAGUGGACAGAUCUAUCAGGAACAUGUCAAGACCUACAUUGGAAUAAUGUUAUUUAAACUACUGCACGCUUCAGACAAGUGUAAAGUGUCAUCAAUAUGUGGGUAUAAGUGACAAUUAGCUUUGAGCAACAUUGUGACGCAAGAAUGCUGCAGAUUUGGGAGUUUGGGGAUCCCUCCUGUGUGUGACUGACUUGUGUAUAAAUAUGGAUAUCACAACAGUGGCCAGUCUGACCAAUGGCACUGAUUCGUACCACCCAGCAGCAGGGCCCUGGAGCCUGGUGGUGAUAGUGCUGAUCAUCCCCACCAUUGUGGUGGGAAACCUGCUGGUCAUCAUCGCUGUGGCGCACACGUCACAGCUCCAGACCACCACUAACAUCUUCAUCAUGUCUCUGGCCUGUGCCGACCUUAUCAUGGGGGUCUUUGUGGUCCCUCUGGGAGCCACCAUAGUGGUGACGGGGAACUGGCAGCUCAGUGAAGUGUUCUGUGACUUUUGGACAUCAGUGGAUGUCCUCUGUGUGACCGCGAGUAUCGAAACUCUGUGUGUGAUUGCAGUGGACCGCUACAUUGCUAUCACAAGGCCACUGCGGCACAAGGUGCUGCUCAACAAGCUGCGGGCCCGUGUCAUAGUGUGCUUGGUGUGGUUAGUGUCAGCACUAAUAUCAUUUGUACCAAUAAUGAAUGGCUAUUGGCGAGCCAACGACGAUAAAGAAGCUAUAAAAUGCUACAAUGAACCUGCAUGCUGUGACUUUGUAACCAACAUGCCUUUUGCUAUCAUUUCCUCUACAGUCUCUUUUUAUAUUCCACUUCUAAUAAUGAUUUUUGUCUAUGCUAAAGUGUUUUUGAUAGCAAAACGACAGGUACAGCUUAUAGACAAGAACAGACUGCGUUUCCAACAUGAGGGUUCAGGACAGCUACAAGUGGGACGCCAAAUAAAUAACAUACUGCCUUCUGCAUGCGCACCCUACAGUGGCUGCAACGCCACCAAAAGGAAGAGUACCAAGCGCAGGCCCUCCCGGCUGAUGCUGGUGAAGGAGCACAAGGCGCUCAAGACUUUAGGUAUCAUCAUGGGGACUUUUACUGUCUGCUGGCUGCCCUUCUUUGUGGCCAACAUUAUCAAUGUGUUUUACAGAGGCAUCCCAGACUGGAUCUUCAGACUCCUAAACUGGUUUGGGUACAUCAACUCAGGCCUUAAUCCCAUUAUUUACUGCAGGAGCCCAGAGUUUCGAACUGCUUUUAAGAACUUGUUGGGUUGCCCCUGGCUGUCCACGUUAUGGCUCAACUCUUUGUAUAAAGAGCUUCAGACUCGCUGCCCUUGUUUUCUUUGGGAAGCAGAGACGGGCAAUACUCGUACCUUCCAGAAACCUCCCAAUGGAAUGACAGAGGGCACUGAGAGCCUGGCCAGCACACUGGGUAGCUAUCGGAGUGAAGAGGCAUCAGCUGGUCCUCCACAGUCUAAUGGGAGCACACAGUACAGUGAUAUAUCAGAACCAGGAGCGUCAUGCUUUACUUUACAAGAAGCGGAUGAAUGAGGACGGUGUUUAAAAUAACAUCAAUCCUUUAAUGGUUCCUUCAUGACCACUAGCAAAACACUAAGGAUGUCUUGAAGAAAAGAGGAGCGCCUAUCUGCUGAACGCAUCUUAGCACAUGACAAGCCUUGAACCAGCUGACUAAAUCUGGAAACAAACCUGACUAAACCUGGAACAAGGUGAAUCUAGGAAUAACUUUAAAGUAUUGUGAGAAUAAAAGGCUUUACAAAUGUCUGACUUUUAAAGUAUUGUUAUUUAUGACUUAAUAUACCAAAGCAGACGGAUGGGAAGCAUUUGACACAAAUGCUGAAAAAUAAACUGUCCCUUCACAUAUUUAAAUCCAGUCUUAAUCUUCAUAAUAUUUUGAGCCAUAACUCUGUAUCUGCACAAUCUUUUUUUUAAUUUCAUGUUUUGUAUGAGUCCUAAAGUCUCUGUUAUAACAUACAGUACAAUGGCUAUGAAUAUUUAUUUUUUAGACAGGCUCUAAAAGCAGCAGAUCUCCAAAGGUACAGUAAAACUGCCAAAUAAUGCUUACUACAAGAUGAAGUUCUGUCACAAAAACAGAAAACUUAUUGUAUUGUAAUUGAAACAUUUUUCAUAAUUCAUCAUUGGUUUUAAUAGUACUGGCAUCAGUGUUGCAUUGACAUUGAAAACAAUUGAAAUAAAAAAUGACUCCUGUAUUAUGUUUUGGACAUUUUGAUAAGAAUCUCAAGUGAAAACUUGAGCUCCGAUGAAUUAUAGGUUGUAUAGCUUUACAUCUUCCAAGGAACAAUGUUGAUCAGGGUUAGAUCAGCAAUGCAGAACAUGUUUGAAACUGUGAAAAAUAGAUCUUGCUUUUGGGACCACUAAAAUAAUGCAGUGAAUCAGCCCAAUAACUUGAGAUGGGAGAUAUCCUGUUCCAAGUUAAAGUCUAAGCUUAUCAGCUCAUUCCUACAUUUCUGUAAACGCAACUAGAUUGGAACCAAAGCCAAACAUUAUUUUACAGAAACCGCCACUUUCGAGGGAGAGUGCUGAUAAGAUACAGGCUCCCAAUAGGAACACUAAAAUAAACCACUUUAUAUUCCAAACAUAAAACAUUAAGUGAUUGAAUCUGAAGUCACCACAGUGAAAAACAGAGUAGGUGGUUUAAACAUGGGAAAGAAGGGGAAAGGACAGCUCAACUCCAACAUCUUUUGGUUUUCAUUAUAAUUAGAAUAUCGUACAAUUAAGUCUAAUACAGAAAUUACUCAUCUUGCCAGUGGAAAGCAGGCAUGAACAUUGCUUCUAAAGACGUUAAUUAAACAACUGUUCCCUAGUCUUCCUGUGCUAAUAGCGUGUCCUCAGAUGACACCAGCCUUAUUAGUAUCACUGUCAAUUUUCUCCAGUGUAUUUCAGACAAACAGUAAACUUCAUAGCUCAAUUCAGACCACUUUGAUCCAAUAAAAGCAGGGUAACUUAAUAAGGAGUCUCCGGGAUGGUGCUUGGACACAAUGUCUGAAGUAACACUGUGCUUUGGAGUCAACAAAAGUCGAUAUAGAGCUUGGUGUUUUUAUUAUGGAUAUUUAUUUAGCAUUUAUUCAUUGUGUAACAAAGGAGGUCCCACUGUAAGAUUUGAACAAUCAGUAUUCAGUCAGUAAAUACAAGGAUUCUUGACACAUUGUAUUAAAGUGUACAAGUUUUGGGUGAAAUACACUGUGGCCCGAUGCUACAAGUGGUUAUUGUUAAACAAGUACAGGGUCUAUAUUUGAGAGUAAAAGCUUUAAAGUGAGUUGUUGGAGGAGCGUACAUGAUCUGCUUGUCUCCAUAGAGAUGAUCUUGCUUUGCCUAAUACUUAUAAUGUUCCACCAAAUUUAUUUGAUUACAGGUUUGUUAUUACUCUUUAUUAAUCACUUGAAAACAAGAUUUUUUACUCUGAGAAAUCAUCUCUCCACAGAUGAGAUUAGUAACAUGACCUGGUGGCGCCACCUGCCACCGUUUUACUGUGGAACGUUUCAGGCAAAGCAAUAGUGCUCAAGUGACUGUAUACCCUUACAAGACAGUCAUUUAUAAGUACUACAUUUACUUUUUUCUUGUCUGGGAUGUUAAAUUAUUAUAGGUUAAUUGAUACAUUGUGUGUCUUGGUGUAUCUGAAUACACUUUUGUUGCGUGCAAUUUACUAUCGCACAACUGGGCAAAUACAGAUAACUACACCACAUAGCAACAGCUGCAUCUAUAAGUGAAAAGGAAGGAAAAUACAUCAACCUGAAGAACACAAAGUUUAAUUAAUUGAUGAAUGAAUGAAUGAUGUUCUUUUCUAAUUGAAAUAAAGUGUUUCUCUAAACACC